Molecule: messenger RNA, 306 nt
Organism: Striga asiatica
Lineage: Eukaryota; Viridiplantae; Streptophyta; Magnoliopsida; Lamiales; Orobanchaceae
Source: the annotation of a GenBank genome assembly
AUGUCAGACAAUAUACUUACCAUCGAUGGGCUCGACCCGCCACUCCAUUUCUACGAGAGCUUCCGGAGGUACUGGACCAAACGAUGUGCCUUGAGGAAGAUCCUGGUUGGCUAUUGCUCCAGGAAGAACACCAAACAGCUCAGCCUCUGCCGCCAAACUGUCGGCUCAUUGGAGGAGAAGAUCAAGGCAUCACUGCCCCGAAAGGUCUACGCCUCAAGUAAGGAGCAGUCUGGUAAUUUGGUGGAGUUCAAUGGGCAUGGUGGGGGAUCCUUGAAGUCGGACGAUUUGUUGGGCAGGAACUCUUAA